Paramecium tetraurelia is the source of this 900-nucleotide messenger RNA. RefSeq lists its product as uncharacterized. The record is from RefSeq and is a predicted model, not a curated record. Gene Ontology annotation, cellular component: plasma membrane. The transcript is spliced from 3 exons. Lineage: Eukaryota; Ciliophora; Oligohymenophorea; Peniculida; Parameciidae.
AUGUAAUAACAAAACUAAGUUAUGUAUCAACAAUAACAACUUCCACCCCAGCAACAGCGGGAUUACAACAUUCCACCACCUGGGUAUAAGGCUCCUCGUUAUCCCAGGGAAGAGUUGCCUGAAAAUUAAGAGCAGAAUCUGGACUUGGGUGGUUCAUAUUAAUCCUACUUAUACAAUUGUGGAGAGUGCUGCGGAAAUUGCAAGGCUGUCUGUCCUUGCAAUCCUUGCGUCGAGUAUCCCUAUGUCUAAGUGGAGCAAAGUUUUGUUGGAGUAUAUUUGCGCUUUGGAAAAUACAUUAAGACAGUUCAACCUGGAUUAAUAUACAUCAAUCCUUGCACCGAUACCAUUUAGAAGGUCGAUUGCAAAGUGUAGAUGAUCGACUGUCCUAGGUAAUAAGUGAUGACCAAGGACAACAUCUUAGUGAGCAUUGAUGCAACUGUUUAUUAUAGAAUAGUGAUACCAAGAAGAUCCAUAUUUUAUAUCAACGAUCUCCAUCAAGCAGUGACUCAAUUAACAUUGGCUACUAUCAAAAGCAUAGCUGGAUCUCACACUCUAUAAGAUCUCUUGGAAAAGAGAGCUGAAGUGCAGUAGCAAAUCGAAGGAUUCGUGGAUGAACAUGUCUGGGAAUGGGGAAUUGACAUUGAGAACAUGUUGAUUAAAGAUAUUUAAUUGAAUGCUGAUUUGUAGAACACCUUAUCCAUGGCAGCCAAGGAGCAGAGAGCAGCUCAAGCCAAGGUCAUUUCUGCUUAAGGGGAUGUUCAAUCGGCCAAGCUCAUGAGACAGGCAGCAGAACUCUUGGAUUCCAAGGCAGCCAUGUAAAUACGGUAUCUAGACACAAUCACCACUUUGGGACAGUAAGGAUCCACCAAAGUAGUAUUGCUCCCCACCGAUUCUAAAUGA